Molecule: messenger RNA, 1185 nt
Organism: Trypanosoma cruzi
Lineage: Eukaryota; Euglenozoa; Kinetoplastea; Trypanosomatida; Trypanosomatidae
Product: glutamamyl carboxypeptidase, putative
Exons: 1
Coding region: 1-1185 (394 amino acids)
Biological process (GO): L-arginine biosynthetic process
Molecular function (GO): acetylornithine deacetylase activity
Source: RefSeq, a predicted model, not a curated record
AUGAACGCCAAACAGUGGCUCGCAAAGCUUGUUUCUUUCGACACGACAAGCCGAAACUCGAACCUUGAGCUCAUCCACUACUGCAAGGACUACCUGGAGGGACUCGGUGUGAAAUGCACGCUGGUGCACAAUGCAGAGAAGACUAAAGCAAACCUGUGGGCGACUCUGCCGGGUGAAGGCGGCGUGACGGAGGGCGGCAUUAUUCUCUCCGGCCACACGGACGUGGUCCCGGUGGACGGGCAGAAGUGGAACAGCGAUCCGUUUACACUGACGGAGCGGGAUGGGAAACUGUACGGUCGUGGCACGUCCGACAUGAAGGGCUUUGUUGCCGUGUGCAUGUCUAUGACCCCCGAGCUCCUCAAGAUGAAGCGCGCGAAACCCGUUCACUUUGCCUGGACAUACGACGAGGAAGUCGGCUGCAUCGGUGGCCAGGUUUUGACAGAUUUCCUGCGGGAACACAAAAUCAGGGCGGAAUGCUGCAUUGUUGGUGAGCCAACCUCUAAUAAAUUGGUUGUCGCACAUAAGGGGCUUUUUUUGUAUCGUGUUUGUGUGCAUGGCAAGGCGGUGCAUUCUUCCUACGCCCAAACGAAGCAAGGUUGCAAUGCUGUCUAUUACGCCGCAAAGCUCAUUGUGAAAAUAAACGAAAUUGCAGAGAACAUUAAAUUUUAUGGUAUGCAAGACCCCUGUUUUGACGUUCCCUUUACAACGAUGUCACCAAAUUUAAUUCAAGGCGGUAAUGCCCUAAAUACGGUUCCCGCGAAGUGCGAAUUUGUCUAUGAAAUGAGGUAUUUACCGGAGGCCGAAGCUGAGAAGUUUGAAGAAAGGAUAAAAGCGUAUGUGAACGACACACUUCUUCCGUCUAUGAAGAAAGCAUUUGGGGAUGCACGUAUUGAACUGGAGAAAUUGUCAAAGACUCCUCCUUUUAAAGAUGCCAAUGAGAAGGAUCCCUUUACGCUUUUAAUGCGUCAAAUUACAAAGGACUCCACUAAGCGUAAAGUGGCCUAUGGCACCGAGGCUGGUCAAUAUCAGGCCAUCGGUGUACCAGCAGUCGUAUGUGGCCCUGGCUCCAUAUUGCAAGCACAUAAACCGAAUGAAUUUGUAACAUUGGAGCAACUGGACGAAUGCGCGAGGAUAAUUCGGAAGGCCAUUCAAGGCGAUGGAGCUGUGGCUCGUCCACAUCUAUAG